Tarenaya hassleriana is the source of this 2986-nucleotide messenger RNA. RefSeq lists its product as uncharacterized. The record is from RefSeq and is a predicted model, not a curated record. The transcript has 3 exons. Gene Ontology annotation, molecular function: transcription coactivator activity. NCBI's taxonomy places the organism in Eukaryota, Viridiplantae, Streptophyta, Magnoliopsida, Brassicales, Cleomaceae. Gene Ontology annotation, biological process: regulation of transcription by RNA polymerase II. Bases 773 to 2017 code for a protein of 414 amino acids. Gene Ontology annotation, cellular component: SAGA complex.
UCAAAACACAACAAAACGCAAUAAGCAGCGAUCGAAGGUUAACACAAAAGAGCGAAAGCUCAGGCAUUCAAACCCGAAAGCAAUACGAGACUCAUCCAGGGAGACACUGCGAAUUCGAAGACCGGAAUAAUUUAUUUUCUUGGGAAAGCCGGGAAUUCCACCGAAGCGAAGCAGAAGAAGAGCGAGGAAUCGUUGGGUGUUGGUCGGGAAAGUUGCUUCUUCUGUCCCGUGUUUCUUUUCUGUCUGAAAUUCUGGUCAAUCUUGCUGAGUUUCGUGGUUUCACCCGCUCGUGAAGUUGGCGAGAGGGUCGUGGAUGUUUCUUCCAUUGGAGGGCAUGAUUUGGUGAUUCGGAACUUGGGUUUUUGAUAUAUUGUGAUACUGAUUCAGAUGAUAUGGAGAAUUUGAGGGCUUUGCUGUAAGCCUGACAGUAGAUAUGAUCUCUAGGGUUUUGAUUUUGGGAAGAUGAGGUUUGGCUUUGCAUUGUUUUGGCUUCUGGAAUUGGGAGUCCGGGGUCAUUUGAAAAUAAGAAAAGAUUCAAUCCUGCUGACAUUCCAGUGGCCUUUUACUCAAACUUCUGCUUGAGUUCUUGCAAUCGUUUUGCAUUCGAGGAGGAACAAGUUUCAUGAUUCAGAUUUGUUUUAGUGCAGGAUAAUAAUCGCUUAGAGGGUGCAUUUGUGCACUCUCUGACUGUUCAUCUGGUUUUGUUGUGAAAACAAAAAAGAAAAAAUUCCUGGUUUUGGAUGGUAAGAGACUUUGUUUUGUGGGAAUAGUCAUGCAACGACCUCAAGACCCGAGGAUUGAUCUGGGUGAACUGAAAGGCCAGAUUGUGAAGAAGAUUGGGGUUGAAAAAUCUAGGAGGUACUUUUAUUACUUGAGCAGAUUUUUAAGUCAGAAGCUUACCAAGAGCGAGUUUGACAAGUCGUGUCACCGGCUUUUAGGGAGGGAGAAUCUCCCUCUUCACAAUCAGUUGAUCCGUUCAAUCUUGAGAAAUGCAUCUCUGGCUGAGUCCCCACCUCCAGCUCAUGCAGCGGGUCACCCUGCCAAAUCUUUGGUACAAACUGUUCAGAGUUCAAAUGAUAGGGAAGAACAGAGCGGGUCUUUAAUCCCUAACCAUAAUCAAAAUGACCCUGUUUGGUCAAAUGGGGUUUUGCGCUUGUCUCCACGAAAGGUUAGGACUGUAAUGCGUGACAGGAAGUUGAGGGACAGGCCUAGUCCACUAGGGCCAAACGGGAAGGUUGAAAAUCUGUUGAAUCAGCCGAUGUGUAGAGAUGACAAUAGUGGUGCCAUCAACAUGGAAAAUGGGGAUUUGGGCCAUUUUGACCACCAUAGAGCAAGCCGAUUCGAUGACGAAAGAGACGGUCCAUUUCUCCGUCCUGCAGAAAAACCGAGAAUACCAAGUAGAGAUCAGGUUGCAACGACAGUUACCAGAGGUGAUGAAGAGCAAGAGAAGUUGGCUCGACUAAAUCUCGCAAGAAAUCCUCUAAUUGCACCUCUGGGGCUUCCAUUUUGUUCAGCUAGUGUUGGUGGGCCCCGGAGAACAGUACCCGUUUCUAGUACCAGUCCAGAUCUCACUAGUUGCUACGACAGUGGUGGAUUAUCUGACACAGAGAUGCUGAGAAAACGAAUGGAGAAUAUUGCAGUGGCACAGGGUCUUGGUGGAGUCUCAAUGGAGUGUUCUAAUAUGUUGAAUACCAUGCUGGAUGUAUACCUGAAGAAGCUGAUAAAAUCUUGCAUCGACUUGGUUGGAGCUCGGUCUACAAAUGAAACGCCCGGGAAACAAACUUUAGAUAGACAGCAUGUUCAGAACAAGGAUGUAAAUGGAGUGUGGCAGAGUAAAAAUUCGCAUAUGCAAAAUAACCACGGGGCUUUCAACUCGACACAAGAUCAGCAUUCAGUGUCUCUGCUCGAUUUUAGAGUUGCAAUGGAGUUAAAUCCACACCAACUUGGGGAAGACUGGCCAUUGCUUCGGGAGAGAAUCUGCAUACAUUCGUUUGAGGAACAAGAAUUCGGGGUGUGAAUGAAGUGAGGAAUCUUUGUAUGUCGGUGUUGCAAAUCAUCCGAGCCAGUGUAUUCUUGGUCUGAAAAGUGAGUUCCUGAUUCACAACUUUCUGCAUCCACAAUGGACCAGAUACGGCUGCCCUUCAUACCCUGUCAGGAUGAACUUAUGAGCUCUGACCCGAAAAACACCUCUAUAUCCGGCAGCAACAGACUCAGGACAGGCUAGUCAAUUGUUUUGAACUGCAACCAAACUGAAGGGACAUGUUUGGAACAUAUCGAAUAUGUCAUCGGUUUUGCAAUGUUGUAAGAAUAGCAGUCAUUGGCCGUCCCUAAAUGUCUCAAUCUUUCUGUGUAACACUAAGCCAAUAAAGAAAUCUGAGUAAGUUUUGCAGGGAUACUGUGCAAUCAUGUAAUAGCUGCAGUAUUGCUCUGUAUGUAACCUAGUUUUAGAAUUGUUUUAGAAUUCAUAUCUUAAUAACACAUUUGACACCCACUUGACAUUUCAUGUUUUUUUUUCAUUUCAAGGAAGAGUUAUUUUCAAAGUGGUAUCUUGUCUGUUUUCGGUGACUCUCAAUCCCCAAAAGAAUUAUAGGCAACCUAUUAAUAGCUGCAGGAUACUUUGUGGGCUGUUUUCUGUUAAGUUGUUCUGGGACUUCUUCCUGCUUGUGUCUAAGGAGAAGAGCUUGUGAACGAACUUCAAUGCUGUUUUAUACAGUAAAGAUGCCAUGACAGUUGGAGGUUUCAGAACCAAAAGCUUAAAAAGUUGGAUAGGAGAUACGUAGGGAUAUGUCAAGAGGCAACAGAACUGUGUUUCUUGGCUUCUCUUAUGGAGUUCACUGCACAAAACUUGAAUGCUAAAGAAGAUUUGGCAUUCCAAAGAUCCAAAGAACUAACCUUUGUUGCUUUCAACAAUUUCCCAGUGAUUCACAUAAUAUUACAGAUCAAGGGUUGCCAGUUUGUACCCCUGAUUUUAUGCAUAUACCAGCAU